UGAGGCACUCCAGUGUUAGCAGGAAGAGUUGGUCUGAACUCUUGGGAUUAUUUUUGCCGAAAACAUGUUGGCGGUUUUCGAGAAAGCAAUAGGAAAUCCACCAGAGGAGCUAAGGCUUCCUUCUGUUGGCUUAGAUUUGCAGGGUAAGAAGACUCUGGAAGAAAUCUUGGAGACUUUCCGGUUAUUGUGGCCACAGUCAACCUUGUACCACCUUUCAAAUGGGAAUUUCAUGGCUUUGUCACAUGAAGCUGAGAGUCCUUUACAUCCAAGGUCCAUGGUUGUCAUGGAUGACAUUUUCUGUAUCUUCGUUGGGAAUCUUGCGAACAUGCCCGAACUCAGGCGACAUUACGGGCUGUCCAGACGAGCAACGGAAGCCAUGGUUGUGAUUGAAGCUUACAAGGUGCUAAGAGACCGAGCUCCAUAUCCACCUGAUCAAGUCAUUAAAGAUCUCGAAGGCAAAUUUGCUUUCAUUCUUUUUGAUGCUAGAUCUGUUACCCUCUUCGUGGCCAGGGACCGUGAAGGAAGGGUUGAACUUAAAUGGGGAAUGGCUGGAGAUGGCUCCCUGGUCUUUUCAGAUGAUCCUAACACAAUACAAGAGGCUUGUGGAAAAUCCUGUGCGCCCUUUCCUCCAGGCUGCAUUUUCAUGAAUGCGAAUGGUCUUAUAAGCUUUGAUCAUCCACUUCACAAGGUAAAAGCAAUAGCUCGUGAAGACGACGAGGGAAAAAUUUGUGGAGUAAUUUUUCAGGUGGACUUGUUCACAAGACUCCCAAGCAUUCCACGAACUGGCAGUGCUGCCAAUUGGGCAGAUAUCACCGUCCAGGAGGGAGAAUGAAGGGAUAAAGUUUUUACCAGAUUGGCAGAUGGUGAUGAAGUGGAGAAGCUGAGUAAAUUUAACAUAAUCUGCAGCAGUAUUGUUCAUGUUCUUACAACCUUUGCAUGUUUUAUGUUGGCCUCUGUUUUAAGCACCCAGUAACUUGCUUUGCAAAUAGAGUUAUCACUUUAGUUUAUCCUUUUCUUGUAUAUCUUGCUUCGAACUUAUAGCCAUGGUUAAUUUCAAUUGAUGAACUCCCACAUUCCCCGGUGAGAAAUAAAC
Messenger RNA from Theobroma umbraticum, 1093 nucleotides. RefSeq names its product stem-specific protein TSJT1-like. Lineage: Eukaryota; Viridiplantae; Streptophyta; Magnoliopsida; Malvales; Malvaceae. The record is from RefSeq and is a predicted model, not a curated record.